AUGGGUCAGGCGGACUUUUCAAGACAGUACAACAUAAGCUACAUUACAAGAUACAACAGAAUGAGAGAGUUGAUAAUGAGCAACCCAUCCAUUUCAGAGUACAGUCUUCCUCUCAAAAAGCUAGGCGAUGAUAUUUUUGAGGAAUGCAUUGUAAUUGCUAUUCUUGUUCUCGACUCAAAACUCAAGUUUUCGAUUUUGCAAAUGAACGAUCCAAAUGUAGAAAGCUAUGUUCCGAACAGCCAGCUGUACAUCGAAGACUUUUCGGGCAAGCUGCCCAUUGUAUUUUCACAAUCAUUUAACAAGCUCUCUUUAUUGUGCACAGGCACCGUAUUGGGAUUUGUAGGAUGCAAAAUUGAAACGAACGUCUUCGUCUGCACCGAUGUAAUAUUUCCAAAGCCCGUUGAAGUACCCGCAAAUGCAUCCAUUCGGAACUCCACGGAUGCCAAUAUUAAGAGCGAUGGUAGACCUGCCAAAUCAACUGUAGAAAAUGUGCUUCUUAUGAGUAACAUUGUGCUAAAUCAUUCAAAUUUUGAAAAAUGCAAGGCAAUGGUCGACUACUUUUACAAGAAAGUUAGUAGCAUUGUCGUAUUUGGCGAUAUCUACACAGAAUCCAAUAGAGAGCCGGAUUUCUCCGAUUUUAAUAAUAUUUUUAAUGAACUAAAUGAUUUCAAGGGCCAGAUAGUACUCGUUCCGGGACCCAACGAUCCAACGACGAAGAUGCUUCCACAGAAUCCGCUUCAUCAGCUAUUCUUUGAUCAAAGGCUCUCAACAUGUUUGAGAAACUUGUCACACCCCGCCCAAGAAACUGUUUGCGGAAAGAAGGUUGUGUUUAUGAACAACCAAAUAUUAAACGAUCUAAGGAAGUAUACCAUGAACAUAGUAGCUGGCCCUCAAACACCAAUUGUACUUGGGGAUGCUGACAUUCUGGAGCAGCUAAUCAGGAUAAGACUGAUUGCUCCAAAUUGUCCUGACACAGUUGGUUCCACGCCAUUUUUCGAACACGAUCCAUUUUUAAUCGACGAUUGUAACUAUUUGGUUUGCGGAGGAUGCAAAGAAUUUCAAAUCAAAAGGGUCGGAAAAAUAGUUGCUGUUUGCAUACCGGAUUUUUCAAAGAGCCACUCGGCAGUGCUUGCUGACUUUUCCAGCGACAGUUUCACAGAAAUAGUACUGGAUCUUUAG
Messenger RNA from Vittaforma corneae ATCC 50505, 1179 nucleotides. RefSeq lists its product as uncharacterized. Gene Ontology annotation, biological process: DNA strand elongation involved in DNA replication; DNA replication. The record is from RefSeq and is a predicted model, not a curated record. Gene Ontology annotation, molecular function: DNA binding. Lineage: Eukaryota; Fungi; Microsporidia; Nosematidae. Gene Ontology annotation, cellular component: delta DNA polymerase complex. The transcript has a single exon. The coding region runs from base 1 to 1179 and encodes 392 amino acids.